Mangifera indica (mango) is the source of this 891-nucleotide messenger RNA. Its product is annotated as selenoprotein F-like. Gene Ontology annotation, cellular component: endoplasmic reticulum lumen. Lineage: Eukaryota; Viridiplantae; Streptophyta; Magnoliopsida; Sapindales; Anacardiaceae. Gene Ontology annotation, molecular function: oxidoreductase activity. Bases 126 to 611 code for a protein of 161 amino acids. The transcript has 4 exons. The record is from RefSeq and is a predicted model, not a curated record.
GACGAUGUCGUUUUUCUCGUCAAUCUUGACUCCAUGUCUGCUCUGCUCUGAUCUUAAUUUAACUCAAGAGACGAGACGACAGCAGAGACACGGAGGAAGACACAACUUCGGAGACAGACAUAGAGAUGGGUUUGUUCAAUAUUUGCAGAAUAAUUGCGUUUGUUGUUUCAAUUUCUGCAAUUUUAGUUACAGCUAAAGAGCAAUUGAGUGUGAGACAAUGUGAGGAUCUAGGGUUCACAGGCCUUGCUCUUUGCUCUGAUUGCAACACUUUUGCUGAGUAUGUCAAGAACCAAGAGUUGGUAUCUGACUGCUUGAAAUGUUGCACAGAAGACUCUGAUGAUUCCAUGAGCAAGGUUACCUAUUCUGGAGCGAUACUGGAGGUUUGCAUGAGGAAAUUGGUCUUCUAUCCAGAAAUUGUUGGCUUUAUUGAAGAAGAGAAGGAUAAGUUUCCUACAGUUAAAGUUCAAUAUGUUUUCAACUCUCCACCAAAGUUGAUUAUGCUGGAUGAUGAGGGUCAACAGAAGGAAACCAUAAGAAUCGACAACUGGAAACGUGAGCAUAUGCUGCAGUUCGUACAAGAAAAGGUUAGGCCAACUUCAGCAAAAUAUUAGAGCAUUUUAUGAGUGUUCUUCACUGCCAUUGCCUCGGCUUCUUAAUUUAUCAUGGUCAAGUGGCUUACCUUUUUUCGGGAAAGUUCAGUUUAAAUUUGCUGAAAUAUACAGCUAGAAUGGACAUAACCAAUUACCAUUUCAUCUUAGUUUGAAUAUUGAGCCCAAGUGACAUGAACUUCUAUAAGACAAUUUUUAAUGCCCUUUCUGAACACCUCUUAAGGGCACUUAUUUGGUUAUAGAUUGCAUUGUACAUCUCUAAUUUAACUUAAAUUUUGUUCAA